Messenger RNA from Haliotis rufescens (red abalone), 3912 nucleotides. Its product is annotated as neural proliferation differentiation and control protein 1-like. Gene Ontology annotation, cellular component: membrane. The transcript is spliced from 7 exons. Bases 113 to 889 code for a protein of 258 amino acids. The record is from RefSeq and is a predicted model, not a curated record. NCBI's taxonomy places the organism in Eukaryota, Metazoa, Mollusca, Gastropoda, Lepetellida, Haliotidae.
ACGUCAAACCUCGAUUGCUACGAGAUCCCGCGAGGAUGGUUUGUGUCAGUAUGGCAGCCAAAAUGAUGUAGGUUGGAGUACUUUGGUCGAGGAAAGAGUGGAAGGCUUUACCAUGUGGCGGCAGGUUUUUGUCAUCUGUCUGCUGAUCACCUUGUCUGAUAUCUCAAGAGGAGUUCAGGCAAGACUAGAGCAAGAGCCAUUUGAAUUUGAAGAUGCUAUCAACGACGCACAAAGACGAAAUUUUGGAAGUGAAAAUGAACAUAUAAAGGCUGACAUCCCUAGUCAAGCGAAAGAUGUGAAUCCUCCUGCGGCGUCGGGCACAGAUCCCAAAGCGCCAGAAACACCAGCCACAAAUGGCACAACGCACUCUCCCAAAGGCACCCCACAGCCACUCGCCGGCUCAGAGCACAAAAAUAUCGGUCCACAUACAUCCAUGUUUGGUGGAACUGAUGUAAUCUUUUUAGUGACCGUAGCCGCGUGCAGUGUGGCGGGCUUGAUAGGCAUCAUAAUGGCUGGGGUGUGCUGGUACAAAUUGAAUCGGAGUGCAAAGGCUGCCAGUGAUGCGGAGUAUCCUGCAUAUGGGGUUACGGGACCCAACAAGGAGCGCCUCCCCUCUCCUGGGGACCGCAAGCUGGCACAGAGCGCCCAGAUGUAUCACUACCAGCAUCAAAAGCAGCAAAUGAUCGCCAUGGAGAAGGCCAACGGUGAGAUGAAGCACGACGCUUCCGAUGAGGAGUCGGAGGAGGAGAAUGAGGAGGGGGAUUACACAGUGUAUGAGUGCCCCGGUCUUGCGCCGACGGGCGAGAUGGAGGUUAAGAACCCGUUGUUCAGUGAUGAGACGCCGGUGACGCCCAGCGCUGGUGACGCAGAGAAGGACGGGGAGAACUAGGCCACUCUGUUGUCAUAGCAACCACACUGUUGUCAUGGCAACCAUGAUGUAACCACUCGUACAGUUGUGAUGUCAUUUUCUGCUCUAGUCAACAGUUAUCACAAAGAGUGAGAGUAAAGUCUUCAGGUUUCCCUGAUAGAUUUGUGAUGCCAAUAGAAGAAAACAAAUUGCAGACUCCAUAUUUCUGAAUUCUGAUGCACACCAAAGCUGUUGUGAUAACUUCUAAAUGUUCUCAUGAAAUCAUGUGUUCACAAAUUCAACGAUGUCUUUGGUCACGUGAAUUGGAAAGUGCCAUGAUUUCAUUUGAAGACUGGAGAACAGAUUCAGCAUUUAGUAAAUGGUUGCCAUGACAAUGUGGGAUAAUCUUUGUGCUGUCCUGAAUAUAGUUUCGUCCCCUCUUCCUGUUGGUUCUAUCAGAUGUUAUCAGAUGUUAUCGGAUGUGAUAACCCUUCUAGCAUUAUCAGUGCUACUUGUCUCAUUAUCUUCUACUGGCAACACUUUUGCAUGGAAAUAUAAGAAAUAAUGAAAUCUUUCUGAAUUAAUGUGUUGUGGCUGAGGUAAUAAAAUUGGUAUGAACUAUUCUCAGUGGUGUUAAAAUUGUGUUCAACUUGUACACUACUGCAAGAUUCUGUAUGUAUUUUGUGUUUGGUUGUGAUCUGUCCAUCCUGUAUAGUAAUUUACUGCUAAGUAUAUAGUGUUUGUGGGUACUGGGUUGACGUCGCCCUAUGGGUCAUAGGUACAGCAUCAUAUAGCGUGGACAUUGGUUCGUACUUCCUUCCUCUCUGCAUAGCAAAUCUGCACAGCUCCUUACCAUGAAACAAAAUCAUAGGGAAAAUGGAGAGAAAAACUGGUUCCGACAUCGAAUUAUGUUCAUAUGCUUUUUUGGAUUUUGUUACCGAAAAUCUUUAAAAUAUACCAUUUUAUUGCACUUUACAAAUUUACUAUGCAGAAAAGGGUCAAUUUGGGUGUGUAAUAAAAUCAAAACUAGACUUGUAACAUAGUGGCACGGGCUUGGGUUGAGGGAUAUUCUUUUGACUGAGAAUCCAUGGCACAGAGCUCAUCAAUUUAACCUUAGACAUUGAUUAAAGAAAAAAAUAGCUUAAAAAAUGUACAUUUAUAAAAACAUCCAACAGAAAAAGGCAAUUCUUCAGAAUACACGCCUUUCAUGUAACAUCAUUAGGAUGUAAUUUCAUGGUAACAUAUACCACUCAAAAAAUUAAGGACCAUCUAUUUCAUAUAACUAUAGUUAAUCUGUCAUAGCAUGACAAUAUAAAAGAAUAAGGUGAUCCUUAACUAUUUUUGAGUAGUAUAUAUGCAGAAGGUUAAGUUGAUCAUCAUACUGUGGUUGCACUUCUUCAGUCUACACUCUCCUAGUCAUGUACAGCAUGCUCUGGUCCACGGCCUUCUCCUGGGUAUAACAUGGUUCUUGUGAUAGAAAUGGCUCAGCUACAUAUAUAUAUCUGGCAUCUUUUGUUAUAUACUACAAUCAUUGUUACUGCAUUUUUUCUGUUAGUGAAUGUUCUUUCGCUCUUUGUACUGAGUUGUUCAGAUAUUCAUGUCAACUUCAAUGCAAAAUAGAAUUAAAAUAAAUCUUAUUCACAUGGCAACUGUGAAUUUCUGACCAAUACUAACAUUCCAUUUUUAAGCAUUUCAAGUUUGAAAUCAUUUACAUAUUUUAGUGGGAAAUUAUUCAAACAAUUAGGCCAUUUCAGCAUGUUAACAUGUGAUUUUAACAUAAAUAUAUUUUUUCAAUGAAAUAUUAUAAUUCUGGUUUUUUCUCUCCAGAAUGUCAUUUACAUGACAAUUUUGCUGACUCAGCUCUUUUUAUUUACUCCCUCUUUUUAUUGUUUUAGUUUUAUUGCAAUAUUUUUCUUUUACUCGACAGCUGUGCAACAUUCCCAGUAUACAUUCUGAAACAUGGUCAGAGUUUUCAAACUGACUAGAUAGAAUCUCUAGUUCAUUUCAUGCUUUCUUAGUACAGUACACUGCUUUUGAAACUAUAUAUAUAUUUUUCAAAAACUUUAGCAUUUUAAUACAAUAACACAAAAAAAAUAAUGCCAACAGAAGCCUCAGUGAAAGGCUUAGGGUUACUUCCCAUGCUUUGUUCACAAAUCCUUUUUAAAUAUUUUAUCAAAAGGUGAUGGUCAUUUUAUCAGCCUUUCCCCAUGGGUGAAGAGAAAAGUUAAUAAAUAUCAUGUGUCAAAUUAUUCCUAAAAUCAUAAUUCCUAAAAUCAUUUUUUCUGUAGAGAUCUUUAUCCUAGCAGUGCAAUAAACUUACUGAAUCGUUGAUCACAGAGUUGAUUGCUCUUAGCGUUGAUCUCUGAUAUUUUGUCAGUACAUGAUUGUGGAGGUGAGGUUUAUUUAUUGGUUGUCAUAGUUACCGUUGUGGCGCAUGUGUCACAGCAACAUUGUGUUAGUAGUCUGUAUAAAGCUUUGUUUCAUAUUGCCAUCAUAAGAAAACUGUUUUAUUUGGUCUGCAGAUGUAUAUGAAAUAUGACUAAAUUGUUCCAUUUAAUCUAUCCCAUUGGAAUGACAGUCUGUUGUUCGGAAAUCCUAACUUUGUAUAAUUUUGGGUUUUGAGAAAUUAAAGUGGAUUGAGAACUUUUUAAGUUUACAAAAUGGCAUGGUUAGAAGAUUCACGUAAUCUUAUUAUUCACGUAAUUUUGGUCAUUUCAUCUUGGAAAAGAGACACUUUGCUACGUCGGCAACAAUCACAAUACAAGUUGCUGUCAGCCCCCUGCAGAUCAGUGAAGGUCACAAAGUCCUUGUGGGUAUACACGGCAAAAUGCUUAAGGACAAAGCGAGCAAGCUUAAGCGACUUGGGAUAUUUUGCUCGUUGAAUACACCACUUUCCUGUACAUUUGUUGAAGUUUUGAAUGUGAAGUGUUUGUUGUUGGGCUUGUGAAAGCCGUGUUGGAGAGGGACUCCCUGGAGUGGGCUUGUUAACACGUUGAUGGUCACGACUGUUUCUUUGCAUUUCUUUCUUCUUUGUCAGCAAUAUGGAAUAAAACUUGUUGAGAAAA